Messenger RNA from Pungitius pungitius (ninespine stickleback), 3703 nucleotides. RefSeq names its product vascular endothelial zinc finger 1-like. The coding region runs from base 489 to 1601 and encodes 370 amino acids. Gene Ontology annotation, molecular function: RNA polymerase II transcription regulatory region sequence-specific DNA binding; DNA-binding transcription factor activity, RNA polymerase II-specific. Gene Ontology annotation, biological process: regulation of transcription by RNA polymerase II. Lineage: Eukaryota; Metazoa; Chordata; Actinopteri; Perciformes; Gasterosteidae. Gene Ontology annotation, cellular component: nucleus. The transcript has 5 exons. The record is from RefSeq and is a predicted model, not a curated record.
CCCUACGAUCAAUUGUGUCAUUGGCGUUGAUUAACUCGACAGCGUUCGAGGUUUUUUCAAGUUUGUUUGCCAAGUCGAAGCUAGCAAAACAUGCGGGAUGAUUGGAAGUGAGGCUGCAGACGCCACUGCACCGUUACAAUCGAGACGGACCUGUUUCUUCUUUUUCCUUCUCCCUGCGAGGGGUUGCGAUCGGACGCCGUAGGAUAAUGAGAUAAAAACCCGCCAAGGGUUUUCGUUCUCAGCGCAGAUGAUACCGCGCAUAACUUCAAGUGGCGCACGUCGGUGAACGUUCAAGAAGUCAGGCCAAUGAAGCCCUCCACCACCAGCACCAUGUGGCCCAGAACAGCCUUCUGCCACUUCUUAACGCGGGAGCUGAACAAAUAGACCAGAAGCCCAUCCUGCCCAUCCACAUAGACCACAAGCCCCCCACCAGCGCCGCGGAUCUCCUCAAAGACAAUGUGGCCAGCGGGGGAGGCGGGCGGCCGCCGAUGCCUGUAAUCAAAAAGGAGCACAAGGGCAAAACGCCGUUUGUCUGCGGCUACUGCAACAAGGCCUUCCGCGACAGCUACCACCUGCGGCGCCACGAGUCCAGCCACACCGGCAUCAAGAUGGUGUCGCGGCCAAAGAAGUCGGCCCAGGCGCCACCGACCAUGGUGCCCAUGAUAUCGACCAUGUCGCGGGAGAACAACGGCCACCCUUCCUACAUCUCCACGGUGGCGGGCAUCCUCUCCACGGCGACCACCUCCGUCUCCUCGGGCGCGAGCAUCAUGACGUCGUCCGCCAUGGGCCACGUGCAGCAGCAAAACGCGCCGAAGAAACCCGCCAAGCCCGUCAAGAAAAACCACGGGUGCGAGAUGUGCGGCAAGGCCUUCCGAGACGUCUACCACCUGAACCGCCACAAGCUGUCCCAUUCGGACGAGAAGCCCUUCGAGUGCCCCAUCUGCCAGCAGCGCUUCAAACGGAAGGACCGCAUGACCUACCACGUCCGCUCGCACGACGGGGGGGUCCACAAGCCCUACGUGUGUUCGGUGUGUGGGAAAGGCUUCUCCAGGCCAGACCACUUGAGCUGCCACGUGAAGCAUGUGCAUUCCUCAGAAAGACCAUUUAAGUGUCAAGUAACGGCCUGCACCUCUGCUUUCGCCACCAAAGACCGACUGCGUUCCCACAUGAUCAGGCAUGAGGGCAAGGUCACCUGCAGCAUCUGUGGGAAGAUGCUCAGCGCAGCUUACAUCACCAGCCACUUGAAGACUCACGGACAGACCAACUUCAACUCCUGUAACAAAGCUACCCCUGUGACCAUAUCUGCCCCCAUCACCUCGGCGAUGAACCGGUGCCACAUCAACAACCCUGUCACCAUAGCCGCACAAAUGAACAUUGGCACUAACACGGUGAACAUCACAUCCAACAUCAGCCUCCAGCACCCGGUCACCAUCACCGGGUCGGUCAACAUCCCCUCCUCGGCGGGCAUGAAUAUCGCCCACCCGGUCGCCAUAACGACCACAAUGCCAAUGAACAUGGCCGGCCCCCUCAACAUCGCCAUGCGGUCAAUGGAUAGCAUGCCUUUUCUGUCCCAAGUUUUGCCUUCUUCCCCACCUUGGUAAAAAAAAAAUGAAGAAAGAGGUGUUUGAGAGAGAGAGAGAGAGAGAGAGAGAAAAAAGAAAAGAAAGAGAGCGAUAUUGGCCAGCAAGAAAGGGAAAAAUGAAGUGAAACAAGAGACUCCUGUCCUCAUUAUUUGCACCUCGAGCUUGUCUCUUACUCCCCCUGAACCAUGUUUACUUGCCCUGAGGUGAACAUUUCCAUGAGCUGCGCCGCCGGUAGGAACUCCCCGAGUCACAGCUGCGUCCCAACUAAUGUUACGUAACCGACACGAGAGGCAGAACACUUGAGUGGGAGAUGGAGUAGGAUUAAUCGUGAAAUCAUGACAGCCGCCGUAAGACGUAGUGUAGUCAGUUAGUGAUGAAACUGUGAUUUGUGUGAUGACAAAUGAGAGAGGAGGACCCCUGAGGACUCUGUAGGAAAACACACCUGUGCUUUUUGUAAAAGGGAGAUGAGAAACAGACUGAAGCAAUAACGGUAAAUUGCUCUUUUAGAUGUUUUACAAGUUCUCUCUCAAAGUCUCUCUGUGUUACUUUAUAUUUUAUUUUAUUAUUAUAGCCUGCUAAUCACUAUUUAAUGUUAUAGGAAAUGAGUCUAGAAAAAGGGACAGCAGCUUCCAUCUGCAAUGAAGACUAUUAUUUUUUACAGUGCUGUAGCUCUUCAUUCUCUUCUCAGAUAGUAGGUAUGCUCUCAAGGUACAGUGACUAACCUGUACAGUUGACAUAGUAAUGUAUUUUCAUGCUGGCGUUUUAAUUUUUAACUUGUCAUUCAUGUCCCGUCGACAACGACACAUUUGGACUUUGUUUUCUGUCUGUAUCGAAAGACAGAGGGGUUUUUUUCACUCGCCUAUUGGUAGUCUUUGUUUUUUUUUUUACAUGAAAUCGGGGUGAACCAAGUCUUGCACUGACGGCAUAUCCGACAUAAAGGUAAGCAGCAGUAUUAUCAAAGAUCAAACUGGAGUCUUAAGUGUUCCCGUUGGCCCGCCUGCACCCAGAGGGCAACGGAGUGGCUGAGCGAGGAGAGGCCUGUAGUGAAGCUUUUUCAGGCUGUUGCCGUCAUCGUCUCCAUGGUGACGGACUGUUCCGUCUGACUCUUCUGUACCCGGUUGUUUUAAAAUUUGGUUUUUAAUCAUUUCUCUGUGAAUGCCCCACGUGGAUACUACGGACCCUUCACUCAGGAAACACACGUAAAAGCCUGUUAGACCUAACCUUGGUUUCUUUUAUGUAUCUAGCUACCAAGUAUCUUGAUUCUUUGUCCUUUUUUGGAGACCCCAUUUAAUUUGCUCAGUCGUGUUAAAAGACUUCCAUCACGGACGACGAGUCCAAGGACUGUUGAUUUUAAACAUAGCCGUCCAUUUAUAUCAUCUUUUACUGUGCAAUGGCAUACAUGCUGUACUGUUUCCUUUUUGAAGUAAAGUUCAGUAACGUGGCGGAGAGUUUAAUGAAAUGCAAGUUUGUGUUCAUAAAAAUAUUGGGACAUAAUUGAUGUUGCAUGAGCCCAAACACUGUAGCUGUUGAUCAUGAACUAUUUUUAAUGAAUGCCAUGUUAUUUCAACAGUGCUGAUGUUGAUUCAGUUCAUACUGAAAAAUGCAAUAUGCAUGUUUCAUGUUUUUUUUUCCCAAGUUUUGUUUUAAACAAAAUGUUAGUGUAGCUUUUUCUUUGUUCUUACGCAUUUACGUAGAUACACUAUGAUAGCCUGUUUGCCAAAUUUGAUACAAUAAUGUGAUAAAAACUGAACUUUUCUGGUGGAAUUGAACAUCUCUUUAUUUUUUAGGAAAAGAAAAAAAAUUGGAGAUUCCAGGCCCCUUGUGAAAGCAGUUGAAUGUAUAUCUUUGUACAAAACUAUUUUAGUUCUGAGGCUAUGGUAGUAAAAAUAGAUGUGAAAGAUAACCAUUUUUUUUUUUUACAAAUCUUUUGUAUUAGAACGUUAACCAUAGUAAUUUUGUAUAUACGAGAGGCUAGGCUUACCGAUUAGCAGAAAGGUCAAACAUUCCUACAUUUUUUUUUUUUUUUUUAAUGUACGUUUGUCAAAUUAUUACAAAAAACAUGCGCAAUGUUAUGUGCCUUUUAUUUGGGUUGUCUAAAUAAAAGAAAACUAUCAAAUGUC